AUGUUGUCUGACCCUCAUCAAGACAGUGUCACCUCCUGUCACCCCAACUACCAUGAUGGAGCAGCAGAUAACCUGGAUGAAUGUGUCAUAGAUGUGUACUCACGGGGCACUACACCUGAAAGUCAUAAGGCAGUUUGCCCAGGGCCCACAGGGUAUGGGCAAGGCACACCUACAUACACAUGUGGGUGUUACAAGUUGCCUGAACCUCCUUCGGACCUGGAGCAACAUCAAGAUGAUGGGGAGACCAUGAGCAAAAAGGCUCAUGAGCCACUGUCACAUUCAAAGCAAAAAACACUCAACUCCGAUCAAGACUCUGAUCAGAGGAGUUUUGGACUUGAUAUUACAAAUGCACAGUGCACAGCACCAAUGCCUGCCACUGAAAUGCCACUACAGAAACAUAGGAAGCUAGGAAGGGGAGUUGAAGGCAUGGGGGGUUCAGUACAGUCCCUUAAAGUCCUCCUGAAGGUUGCGGAAGCCAUUGAGAAACAGACAACAGUUCUUCAGCAGAUCUGCAAUGCAGUGAAAAGCAAGACAGGAAGCGGCACAUCUGAGCAGAAGGGCAGGGACUGUGUGGGCCAUGACUGGCUGGUGACAAGGACGCAAGGAGAGUCGGCUCCAACUUGGAGUAGCCGAGUCAUGCUGUUCAAGGCUGUACUAAACUACAUUCUCUCUUCUUGUCAUCCUGAUGAGCCACUACUUCAAGUGCCAUUCAACCUGCAGCUGGUCAUUUUCAUUGCCAAGUGGGUUAAUGUGCCACCAGAAAAGUUGUUCCCAUUGGCAAUGGCAGCUGACACUCCAGUUGCUACAUUUCAAAUGAGCUGCAGAAGUCAUGCAAGAGGAGUCUAUGUCAAAGAAAAUAAAGCUCAGCACUACUCAAACCAGCUAUCCAACUUUCAUCCAGAUUCGAACCCUGAACCAUCCAAUACCAGGGUAGCAUCUUCCCCAAAGCCACCUCCUUGGCCUUGGCGAAACAUGAGCAUCUGGUGCCUCAUGACUUGGAUGAUGACAGGAAGUAACCAAUUGUCCAAAGCUAAGGUAACUCGACUAGUCAAGGAAGUCCUAUCAGUGGAAGAUUUCAGUGUACAGGAUCUGAAUGGCUUCGACACCCAUACAGAAAUGGGGCAUUUUGAUUCAUCUGAAGCCAGUCUUGAUGACAAUGAUAUCUUCCAAAGGGAUGGUUGGAAAGAGACAGCUGCAGAGAUUCUGGUGCUGACUAGGGAGAGAAAUCCAAGCAGGAAUGGACAGCCAUUUACUGUUCCAGGGUUCCAGUACCGUCCACUCACAGCCAUGAUUCAUGCUGCUUUCUCCAAGGCAGCAUCAAAAUGGUUUCACUUCACUCCCUUCAGGCACUUUUGGACGUCCCCUAUAACCAGUUAA
Messenger RNA from Suillus subaureus, 1377 nucleotides. RefSeq lists its product as uncharacterized. The coding region runs from base 1 to 1377 and encodes 458 amino acids. The record is from RefSeq and is a predicted model, not a curated record. Lineage: Eukaryota; Fungi; Basidiomycota; Agaricomycetes; Boletales; Suillaceae. The transcript has 7 exons.